This is a messenger RNA of Trypanosoma brucei brucei TREU927, 3726 nucleotides long. RefSeq lists its product as hypothetical. Gene Ontology annotation, molecular function: actin filament binding. Gene Ontology annotation, biological process: actin filament network formation; cortical actin cytoskeleton organization. Gene Ontology annotation, cellular component: cytoplasm; cytoskeleton. The record is from RefSeq and is a predicted model, not a curated record. Lineage: Eukaryota; Euglenozoa; Kinetoplastea; Trypanosomatida; Trypanosomatidae. The transcript has a single exon. The coding region runs from base 1 to 3726 and encodes 1241 amino acids.
AUGUCUAUAUUCGGUGAACCACUUCCCCAUGAGGAUGACACGGCCACGUCCCUCAUUCGCCGGGAGGGGUUUCCUCCGUUUUCCACGUACGAUCAAAUGCCAGUUCACUACGCCUGCAGUUGCUGCGCGGAGAUCAAUCCUUCACGGGGCCGCAACCACUUGUUGCGCACUGCUAAGCAGGAGAAGGAACUGGAGCGUGAAAAGCUAAUGCAAAUCAACAUCAUUGAGGAACGCGCGAAGAACCCACAUCCCUCAAUCCCCCGCCCGCGCACCAGCAACCUGCAGCGGGUCAUGGAAGACGAAGAACUAAACCAGCCUGCAAUUCCCCUACCGCCAACGACAUUAGAUGAACUGCGGAAAUCGCGACGACAGACGAAUACAACGCGUCUCAUCGUCACGGUACACCAUGGUAAGAGCAUUAAUGUCGAUCCACGUGAUCCAGUUUCUGUCCUUGUGCGCUGUGGUGCGUUUGAGGGUCAAACAGCAAAGGUCCCCCGUGGAAGAAGCGCCAUCUGCACGUGGGAGGAGCUGUUUGAGUUCCCGUAUCCAAAUGAGGAGGAGGGUUUGGAGGUGCUUGUCGUUGAUGACACACUUCCAGCUGAAAACGACCACAUGUUUGGAGGUAUUGUUGUCCCCCCACAUGCUCUUCGUAAUCGCGCUCGCGGUGAUGAGGAAACCUUGCCGGUUUGUGCGGCAGGGGAGAUGCACCGCAGCUACGGUCGCAUGAAGGAAACGCCGAUGGGUUCCAUCGUUGUGUCAUGGUAUGUAAAGCGUGACGGGGAGGACGAUGCAGAUGGUGCGGCCUUGAAGCAAAACCUUGAGGGCGGCCCCAUUAACUGUAACUUUGUUGUCCACCGUUUGUUCCAAUAUACAGAUAAUGGCGCCCUCCCAUACAACGGUGGUGUGCUGUGUCUGCUUCGCGACACGGACGACAACUGCUCAGAAUCAGGUCUCUACACAUUCAACAGUGAGGGAGCCAUGUCGUCCUCGCCAUAUUACGGAAAGGGAGGAUGUACCUACUUGCCCCAGGACCGUUCGCAGAUGCUGCAACUCAUUACACCCAAGAAACUUGGUCACGUUCUCAUUUGUGUUACCAAGGAUGAGGUCGAAAACGAAGAAGACGAAGAACUCAUUGUGGUCGGUGCUGUUCCACUUGACUUCGAGAAGCUUUACCACAAGGGUUCUGCAGUUUUGCUCGUCGAAUCCAAGGUCAAAGAGGAUGUACUCUGGGGUGAGAUCGCGGUCGAGUGGGGAAUCAUAUCAUAUGCAACCAUUCAGAAGAGUAAUGAGGAAGAUAGACAGGGUACACAAAUGUCAAAUGACCGUACUGGACAGAGAGAUGGAUCAGGACCACGUGAAUCAUUGUUCUUGACGGUUGUUCGUGGACUCAACCUGACAGACCGGGAAGGGGAACCAUUGGCGCAGGGACAGGUUUCCGUCUUUGCUUGUGAUAUGGAAGGUUCAACAUACUCUGCGCCAGCUGUGGUAGAGGCUGACGGCUUAGCGCAUGUCAUCACUUGGAAUCAAGAGGUGCGCUUCAUUGAGAUGGACGGUGGGCAAGCCUUCAUUGACGUUCAAGUUCUUGACGACAAGAGAAUUGUGAGCAGUGGGCGCUUUGAGUUGCUCAACGACAGUGAUGCCUUGACCGUAAAAAUGCACGACCCGCAAAAUGAAACCGUGAAGAGGGGAGAAAUCCUUGUCUCCUACAAGCUCAUCCGAUCCACUGAGGAGGAUGACGGUGAGUCCAAGAGGGAGCUAAGUAAUGAAAAGGAGGAGGAAGGCUCCAGUCCCAGGAGAGGCGCGAGCGGACGAUCUGGCCGGGGAGGGAGCAAACGACAGAGUGAAAUGAGGAGUGACCAGCUCUCUUCAAGGAGGAACGAAGAUGGUUCAGAAUAUGCAAGUGACUCUCGCGAGAAGAGUGCGGAGAAGGGGCGGUCCGCAAGGGAAAAAUCACCUUCGAAGCAACGGUCGCAGAAGCGCUCCCCCAGGAGCUCAAGGAAAAGUAACAGCAAAGGUUCCACUGCCAGGCAGACAUCGCGGUCACCAAAGAGCACUUCUCCGAAGCGUAAUGAAGAAGAGGGGGGCAGAUAUCUUGACGAGCUCGAUGAGCAACAGGUGAAGAGCGCAGAGGAUGGACGCUCCCCCAAGGAGAGACCACUCUCAAAGCGCAGUGAAGAAGAAAGGGGAUCGGAUAGGUUCAAUGAAUCUGCGGCUAAGAGCGCAGAGGACGACCGGUCCGCACAGGAUAAGCCACUUUCAAAGCGCAAUGAGGAAAAUGAAGAUCUCGAGGAACUCGAUGAGCAGCAGGUGAAGAGCGCGGAGGACGACCGUUCUGCACAGGAGAGACCACUCUCAAAGCGCAGUGAAGAAGAAAGGGGAUCGGAUAGGUUCAAUGAAUCUGCGGCUAAGAGCGCAGAGGACGACCGCUCCGCACAGGAUAAGCCACUCUCAAAGCGCAAUGAGGAAGAUGAAGAUCUCGAGGAACUCGAUGAUCCUCAGGGCCACGCUGCUGAGGACGAACAACAUCCCAGUGGAGGAGAGCGCAAGAAGAAGCGUUCCCCAAAGGAAUCGGAAAAGAGCCGCAAGUCCCCGAAAGAGGGAAAGGAGAAGCGAUCACCCAGAGAAACAACAGGCAAGUCAAAGGAAGAGUCGGAAAAGAGCCGCAAGUCCCCCAAAGAGGGAAAGGAGAAGCGAUCACCCAGAGAAACAACAGGCAAGUCUAAAGAAGGAUCGGAGAAAAGUCGCAAAUCCCCCAAAAAAAGCAAAGAAAAGCGCACUCCCACGGAGGCAGCGGGUAAGUCGGCCGAUGAGGAGGGGUAUGGAGAUGAUGGGCCUCUUUCAAAGCGCACUGCAGAAGAGGAGAGUUUGGAGGAGCUUGAUGAACCCCAGGGACUUGCUGGUGCGGAUGAACGGUAUCCUGUGAAGGAGGAUGAAUAUACCCGUUCUCCAAAGGAAUUGGCGGAGGAGGAUCUGGAGGAGCUCGAUGAGCCCAAGGCGGAGGAACCCACAGAGGAGCAGCCGCUCUCGAAGCGUAAUGAGGAAGGGGGUGAACGAUUGUCUUCGAAGGGCUCUGAGGGGCGCUUUGAGAAGGAAGGUGGGAAGGAGCAGCGGACAGUGAAACUCGACGUACCACCGACACCGAGCCCAGAUCGGAAGCCGCCAAUUGGCAAAGGAGAUGAGCGUAGCGCAAAGAAGAAGGCAGCAUCUCAAGGCGGCUCCGAGAAGCGUUCCGGAUCGGGGAAAAAACCGGUUUCACCCGAGGCAGCAACGAAGAAGGGUAGACUCAGCGGACAGCGGGACUCCGCAGAAAAUGUACGUGGCCGCGGCGACAGUGCGGGCCGAACCCGGGCUGCCGAAGGGAAACCCUCCACCUCAGAGGCUGAAAGUUCAGAUGUCGGUGCCGCCGCCAACACCCGCAACAGGUCACCGCGAAGUUCUGUCCGACGGCCAAGUGAGAGAUUGGAUGAGCACAACUUUUCAAUCAGCCCCGGGGCGAGUCUCACCUCCGGCAACUGGCAGCCGUGGCAUCCAACCAAGAACGCCAGCAAUGAGGACCACAUCCCACUCGAAAAGCGCACCACAUUCCGCAAUCGCACCGAAACUAUCAAGCAACUAGAGAUGCGAUCCCGCGAUUCGAGAUUGAGUAGCGGGCACCCUUCGGGCAACCGUGAUUCUUCCCGACGCGCUUCAACAAACCGCGAAUCAUCCGUUGGGCGAGGUUUCUAA